AUGGCUGUUUUCCGGCUGUCUCUGCUGCUGCUGCUGCAUGUGGGGUUUGUGAUCGGAUCCAACCACAAAGACGCGCAAUGGUCAAAUAAUACGCACGGCGCACAGACGCACCGCGGGCAUCUGGCGCAUCUCCAUCUCCAUCUCCAUCUCCGUGCGCCUCAGCAUCCUCUGCCGCAGAAGACAGAGGAGCGUCUCCCCCGGGUGGUCACUGCUUUCCUGCACACGGGAGACUCGACCACCUUGAAGCAUGCCAACUGCUCCAGGAGGUACGAGCUCUCCUCUCUGCGGGGGAGGUCUCAUGCCAGCCCGCAUCCCUCCAUGGGCAGCGUGCUGGACACUGUGCUGCACGCCACAAACUUCCUCAACAUGAUCCUGCAAGCCAACAGGUCCAGGGAGCUGAGUCUCCGGAGAGACAUCGAGUGGUACCAUGCCUUAGUCAGGAGCAUCCUGGAGGGGGAUGCCAAGAUCCACCGGGCGGUCGUCACUUUCAGCCCGGACUCGUCUGUCUCUGGGCCCUCGGUGCUCCUCCAGGCCACCAGGGCCGGUGGGGAGAUAGUCCUCCAAGACCUCUCCAGCGUGGCGCACCACCAUCUGCACAACCGCACGGUGGACACGGAGUGGUACCACGAUGUCAAAGACAGGAAGAAGCCCAACUUCCAUAAGAGGGUGCUGAGCCAAGAUGAUAGAUCACUUGACAGCUCUUUGGAAAGAGGGGAGAGUUUCAUCCCGGACAGGACGCAUGUCAAAUGGUCCUCGCCCUACCUGGAGUGUGAGAAUGGGAAUUUUGUUCCCCGUUGGCUCCUGACCUUAUCGGCUGCCUUCUAUGGCCUGAAGCCCAACCUGGCUCCUGAAUUCAGGGGCGUGGUGCGAGUCGACAUCAAUCUGCAGGAUGUUGAUAUCGACCAGUGCUCCACUGACGGCUGGUUUGCUGGAACCCAUCGAUGCAACCUGACCACUAUGGAGUGUCUGCCGCUCCAUGGUCACGGAUUUGUCUUAGACAAGUACACGUGCCGCUGCAAGACAGGAUUCUACCACCCCAACAGAGUGGCUGUCAACGGCUUCACAAGGAUGGGGAAAAAGGGAAAAUCUGCAAACAGCGGUCCCAAUGCGGACGAGGGUUCCUCCAGCGACUGCAUGCCGUGUCAGGAGGGCUGCGCCUUCUGCAAGGACGAAACCCCCUGUGUGGCCCGAGAGGACGGCGCCCUGCGAUUGGCCGUGGUCUCCUUCCAGUGCCUCUGCAUGCUAAUUGUCUUCGUUAGCAUGGUACUCAUCUACCACUUUCGCAGGAACAAGAGUAUCAGAGCAUCAGGUUUAGUCCUACUGGAGGCCAUCCUGUGUGGAGCUCUGCUUCUCUACUUUCCGGUCGGGAUUCUCUAUUUCCAGCCGAGUGUUUUCCGCUGCAUCUUGCUGCGAUGGGUUCGUCUGCUGGGUUUCGCUACCGUCUACGGGACACUGACUCUGAAGUUGUACAGGGUGCUGAAGGUGUUCCUGUCCCGUACGGCCCAGAGGAUCCCCUACAUGACCAGCUGGCGAGUGUUGCGACUGCUGGGCAUCAUCCUGCUCAUCGUCUGCUGGUUCCUGGUGGCUUGGACGUCUGCCGUCUGUCAGAACCCGGACAGGAAGUUGGCUCUCAUCGACGUGGGCUACACGCCAGACGGGCUGCAGUUCAGCAUGUGCCUGCUGGAUCGCUGGGACUACAUGAUGGCCGUCGCUGAGUUCCUCUUCCUGCUGUGGGCGGUGUACCUGUGUUACGCCGUGAGGACGGUGCCGUCGGCGUUCCACGAGCCUCGCUACAUGGCCAUCGCCGUUCACAACGAGCUCGUCCUGACGGGGAUAUUCUACGUCAUCAGGUUCAUUCUCGCUCCGGAGCUCCAUCCAGACUGGAUGCUGCUGCUGUUCUUCACCCACACCCACCUAACUGUAACAGUAACACUGGGUCUGCUGCUCAUCCCUAAGUUCCUGUUUGCCGGCACCCACAUGAGAGACGAUAUUGCCUCUGAGGCCUACGAGGAUGAGCUGGACAUGGGUCGCUCCGGGUCGUACCUCAACAGCAGCAUCACAUCGGCCUGGAGCGAGCACAGUCUGGAUCCCGAGGACAUUCGGACACCAGACGAAACCGGCCAUCUCAGUUCUAUUAAUGGCUGUGGCGUAAGGUCUUGCGACAGUCUUUGGGAAAAACGUACCAACGAGGAGCUGAAGAAACUCUACUCCCAGCUGGAGAUUUACAAGAGGAAGAAGAUGCUGGCAAACAACCCUCACCUCCAGAAGAAGCGGAGCUCCAAGAAAGGGCUGGGUCGCUCGCUGAUGAGGCGCAUAACCGAGAUUCCAGAGUCGGUGCACCGGCAGUGCAGCCGCGAGGACAAGGAGGCCGGCGAACACGGCAGCAACCGCAACAGCAUCUGCAUGUUGAAGAAGAACCCCUUCGAUCCGUCUCACCAAUCGAAGCCGGCGAAGGAGGAAACGCUCAAGAACAAGGUCUUCUCCCUCAAGAAGUCCCACAGCAGCUACGACCACGUCCGCGACCAGAGCGAAGACUCCAACAGCUCGGCGACGGACAAGAUGGAGGCGACGCCGGCUGAAGGAUCCCUCCUGGAUACGCUCAUGGGCAAGAAACUGGUCAAGAAGCAUUCCAGCGAGAAUAUGAGCGCCCCUAGUGAAUCUACGGAAUCAGUCCCUUUGGUCUGCAAGUCAGCCAGCGCCCACAACCUCAGCGCGGACAAGAAACCGAUUCACCCGCGACCCUCCAUGCUGCAGAAGUCCCUCAGUGUCAUCGCCAGCGCCAAAGAGAAGACUUUGGGCUUGACGGGAAAGAACCAGAGCACGGAGGAAAGCAAUAAGAAGAGUCAGCCAAAGAGCAAAGACACGAAGGUCAACGCAGAGCUGGAAAACGAGUGCCAACCCAAGAUGAUCAUCAGCCAGUCGGUGGAGUACAAACAGACCGCGGCGUUAGGCAGGAUCAUGAAACAGCCGGUGAGCAGCAGCCAGCCUUCAAUCUGCUCCGAUCCGGUCAGCGGGAAAGACCUCUACGAUCUCUCCGAAGUGUGUCCCUGGGAGGUGGAGGAUGUCCCGACUCCGUCCGAAAACAAGGUCCAAAAGCACGUAUCCAUCGCGCCGAAGGAAACCACGACGGUCCACGGAGGCAGCACCACCAAAGGAGGCAAAUCUCAGAAGCAGAAAGCUUCCGAUCAAUCUCCAUCCAGUGGCAGGCCUACGAAGGAAAGUCAGAAGACGACCGCGGUUCGAGCAGAUGUUUGUCCGUGGGAAGAUGGAGGUGAAAGUCAAGGCCAAGUGGAAAGCUCGAAUCAACAAACAUACAGUCAGGCCAGCAAACCUGCCAAAACCCAGCAGCCUAAUUCUACAACAGAGGGCUCCAAAACACAUCGGGUAGAGGUUUGUCCGUGGGACUUCGAAGAGCCCCAAAAGACAACAGAGGAGGCCCGUUCGCCAGAUGUGACAACACAAAGAAAAGGCCCCUCUCCUGGUGAUGGGAAAGGUAGAAGUAUCCUUUCAGAUCCAUCCAAAACAGGAGGCGCGCUCCAGCCGCCGUCUUCAAAAGUUGAUGUGUGCCCCUGGGACUACGACAGCGCCGCCGUAUCUCCCAGUUCAGAGCGGACACCCAGUCCCUCUCGAGCACCCCAAACCAAGGAAUCCCCAUCAAAAAAGAAGGGCACCUGUUCCACGAGAACAGUCGAGAAAGAGAAAUCAAAAGACGCUGACGAUGAGAAAAGUAGAACAAAAGCAAAGGACAAGAGUAAAUCUGCAGAGAAAAACGUGAGCCAACAAAAGAUGGCUGAGGUUUGCCCGUGGGACGUGGAAAGUCAACAGGAAGUGCCGCUGGUAGAAAAAAGGAAAAGCGCUAAUGUCGGGGCGGCCAAAGCAAAACCGACCGACGUCUGUCCGUGGGAUUUUGAUGAUAUGUCGGAUAAAAAAGGUACAGACAAAAGUGCUUCUGCGGUGAGCAAUCCGAAUCCUAUAGGCGGAGCUGCAGGUGCCGGCCAAAAGGCGGAUGUUUGUCCCUGGGACUUUGAGGAUAGCACAUCGAGCAAGAAGGCAUGA
Anoplopoma fimbria (sablefish) is the source of this 4056-nucleotide messenger RNA. RefSeq names its product G protein-coupled receptor 158a (gene gpr158a). Lineage: Eukaryota; Metazoa; Chordata; Actinopteri; Perciformes; Anoplopomatidae. The transcript is spliced from 12 exons. The coding region runs from base 1 to 4056 and encodes 1351 amino acids. Gene Ontology annotation, molecular function: G protein-coupled receptor activity. Gene Ontology annotation, cellular component: membrane. Gene Ontology annotation, biological process: G protein-coupled receptor signaling pathway. The record is from RefSeq and is a predicted model, not a curated record.